Molecule: messenger RNA, 1731 nt
Organism: Hansenula anomala
Lineage: Eukaryota; Fungi; Ascomycota; Saccharomycetes; Phaffomycetales; Wickerhamomycetaceae
Gene: CQD2
Product: Cqd2p
Exons: 1
Coding region: 1-1731 (576 amino acids)
Biological process (GO): lipid homeostasis; mitochondrion organization
Cellular component (GO): mitochondrial inner membrane
Source: RefSeq, a predicted model, not a curated record
AUGUUUAAAAGGCAGUUUAUUUGCAGAUUCACUUAUCAAAAACCCUCACUUGUCCGUCAAAAUCUUAGAAACCUAUCACAGCAAAUACCCAAAAACUCACAGCCAUCCACCACAACAACCUCAUCUUCAUGGUCUUUCAAGUCGCAUUCAAAAAAGUACAUAUUUUUUGGAAUUUUAGGUGCAGGAACCAUCACAUAUUUUUCAAAUGAUACAUUUCAUGAUGGUGUUAGACAUACAUAUUUGACAGCUGGAAGAGUUUCAGUGGUCACAUGGGCAACAUUACAAUGCUUUUAUCAUUAUAGAAAAGUGUUAAACUCAUCCCAUGAAAGCAAGACUGAAUACUAUGAUGAUUUAUCAAAGUGUCAUUUGAAAUGUGCAAAAAUUACUUUGAAAGCUUUAGAAAAAAAUGGUGGUAUCUAUAUCAAAUUAGGCCAACAUAUCAGUGCCAUGACAUAUUUAUUACCAAGGGAAUGGACAGAUACUAUGAUUCCAUUACAAGAUAAAUGCCCAGAAUCAACAUUUGAAGAAAUCGAACAAUUAAUCAAAACGGACUUGGGAUUACCUAUUGAAGAUCUAUUCUCCAGUUUUGACAAAUCACCAAUUGGUGUUGCGUCUCUAGCACAAGUUCAUAUUGGUGUUUUAAAGGCUACUGGUGAAAAAGUUGCUGUGAAAUGUCAACACCCUUCUUUAAAACAAUUUGUUCCCUUAGAUAUCUAUUUGACUCAAAGUGUUUUCACUGCCUUGGAUAAAGUUUUUCCAGAUUAUCCCUUAGUUUGGCUUGGUGAUGAGUUACAGUCUUCAAUUUACGUUGAAUUAAAUUUCAAUAAAGAAGCUGAAAAUGCUAUAAAGACAUCAGAAUAUUUUGAAAACUUUCAAAAGGAAACUGCUCUAAGAAUCCCAAAAAUCGUUUCAUCUUCAAACAGAGUUUUAAUUAUGGAAUAUAUCGGUGGUGCAAGACUAGAUAAUCUUGAUUACAUGAGUGAGCAUCACAUUUCACGUUCAGAAGUCUCAUCAUGUUUAUCCCAUAUUUUCAACAACAUGAUUUUCACUCCAGGUGUCGGUGUACAUUGUGAUCCUCAUGGUGGUAACUUAGCUAUUAGACCAAAACCAGCAACAGAUGCUAAUCCUUCGAAUACUCAUAACUUUGAAAUCAUUUUGUAUGACCAUGGUCUUUACAGAAAUGUUCCUACACAGAUGCGUAGAGACUAUGCUCAUUUUUGGUUAGCACUACUGGAUAAGGAUCAAGAAAAGAUGCAAAAAUAUGCAUUGAAAUUUGCAGGUAUCACAGAAGAGCAAUUCCCAUUAUUUGCAGCUGCCAUAACGGGGAGAGAUAUCAAUACAGCCCUUAACUAUGAUGCUUCCAAAAUCAGAUCAGAUGAAGAAGUUAAAAACAUGAAGGAUGCUUUGGCUGGUGGUGAAAUGUUGACUGAUUUAAUGAAAAUUUUAUCCAAAAUUCCAAGGGUGGUGUUGUUAAUUUUGAAAACAAAUGAUUUGACUAGACAUCUUGAUGAAACUUUGCAAAAUCCUUUAGGUCCAGAACGUACAUUCUUGAUUCUUUCAAACUAUUGUGCCAAAACAACAUAUGCUGAAGAAUGUGAACUAUCUAGAAAAGAUAGUUUCAUUUUCAAAUGGUUCAACUAUUUCAAAGCUUGGAUCAAAUACCAAGAAAGAUCUAGUCAGCUCUUCAUUUAUGAUUUGAUCAUGCUGUUCCAAAACUGGAUUCAUUCUUGA